UGAAAUUCCCUCCUGGAUUCCAGCUGCAACUACACUGACUGAUAGACUUAAGGAAUAUUUUAUUGGAGGAUCUCAUCAGCUUUUAAAUCUGGAUAUUAUUAGCUUAGGAAAUGAUAGAUUUAAGUUGAAAACUCGAUCCAAAGGUAUUAUCAAAUUAAACGUUGAUAUUGUAUUAAGAAACUUCAGCAAAUUUGGAGUUGAAUAUAAAUAAGGACAAUGAGAAUUAUCACCUACUUUGCAUUUACAUUACUAUCGGUCUUAAUACAGUUUUGUGUGAUGGAUUAUAUUCAAGGCAAAACACAAUUAGAUAGUAAACAUAUAGAUCCUGAUGUAUCUACUCCAAAUAAACAAACCAAAGAGAAACUGCAAUACAUUCCUGAUAAGCCCCAUGCUCUAUACUAUCGCACAGCUGAGCCAUAUAAUGUGCUACCAAAGAAGAUAAUAUUCUAUAAUGAUUCUAUACCAGACUUCACAUUUACAACCACAGAUAAUUUAAACACAAUAUUGGACGUAUUUUAUGAUGAAAAUAGUUCAAUAUACAAUAUUUCUACUACAGAAACAUUUUUCACAAGCACUGAAUCUGAGAUAGUUACAGAGUUAACUAUAUUUGAAAUCAAGAAUCAAACAACAAACAAACCCAAUGACUAUGCAAAAGAGUCAAGCAAUAAAAACUGUUUAUGUAAUUUUUUGUACAAGGUAUGCGAUAUUAAUUGUUGUUGUGAUGGAGACUGUUCAGAAGAAGAAAAACAAUUAUUUAAUUGUUCAAAGGUAGUUCCACAAAAUGGGCCUAACAGCAAAAGUUGUAGCUUGUAUCUGUUUCAUAACUAUUUUGGUAAAUUCAUUGAUAACCUAUUCUGCGUAGUGCAAACGAACUUGCCAGAAAAACGAAAGGUUGCACAGUACAAACCGCAAUUACAGGAAGUUGGUCAAUAUUUUAAAUGGAUAUCUAUUAAUAUACCAAACAUUUCACGAGAUUUUCAAAGGAAACCUUAUGCUAAGGGAGAUUAUUUGUGGAUUUUAAAAAACGGAGAUAUUUUCCAUUUAGAUUUACCAUAUGCAAAUAUUAACAAUUUCUGCACAAACAGAAAACCAAUUAGAUUUUUGAAUAAUGAGAAGAUUAAAUGUAAUGUGAAACUGAGUGAUAUUGAGAUGUUUAAUGUUAAGAGAAUUUCUGAAGUGACUUCAAUUAUUAGUGUCUUGAACUCUACAAUGAAUAGUACAAUAUUGAAUUGUUCUACCCUUCACUGCGCUAACUGGACUGUAUUAGCGUGCAACGAACAAUCCUGUUCCCGUUACGACGAGCACGUUCACGAACCAAAGUGCGUAGAGAAUUUUUGCACAAACCUCGUUUUGGAACUUGAUUACAUAUUCAAUUAUUACGAUUCGAAAAUUACGUAUUCGACACUUAAGUUUUACGUACAAAAUAUGUCGAUCGUUCUACCGUUUUUCACUCAGAUAGUCAACGUGAAUUUUGUCAUGUCCAAUCGCUCACUGGACAAUGUUACACGCUUAAGUGGAACUCCAGGAUAUGUGGACGGUCGACCUUUAUUAGUCUCAUACGCAGAAGGAAAUCGCACUGAUGAUUUCUACGAUGAUCCAAUAGAGGCAAAAGCAUUUAAGUCUUUCUCGCUCCCUGGAAAUGUACAAGGGAAAUGCGUUUACAAUAACAAAACAGAUAAUCAAAUAGUUUUCGGAUAUAACAAGAGGCUAAAAUGUAGACACGAGCAUAAAUACUUCAUAGACGUAACGGAUGCUAAAAGUUGUAGGUAUAUUCAAAACAACUUAACCAAAGCUUUAAAUUUGGUUGGCAAAAUAUUUGUAUCGCCCCUCGGAAAUCCUGAAGGCUUAAAAGAUGAAGAUUGGAUUAAUUUGAAUACGAACACGAUUGACUCGUCUAUAGUUUACGGUGAGUAUGAUAAAAAAACUAAGAAUUUGCAGUGUUACAAUUUGGCGACGAGAUAUUUUUUUCAAUUCACUUGUAUUACUAUAAACGAGGAGCGAAGUAAUAGAAUAAUAUAUGCUUCAAUUGAAGUCACAAGAAAGAAUAUAAGUUUGAUUGAGGAUUCUGUUUCGACUUUGGUAACUUUAGAUGUAAGUUUUAUAGAUGUAACCAAACCGGCGGCGUUCGAGUAUGCACACGGACCACGUUUGAACAUACAUUUGCCUGAAAACUUCUUCUAUCCGUAUCGUUCUAAAGCUUCAAGCUUUAUUACAUUGUGUAAAUAUUCCAUCGAUUUACUAUUUUAUUUAUGUCUUCUAUGUUUCACAAAUAAAAUAACUUUUCAUUAACUUAUAAUUUUU
Molecule: messenger RNA, 2301 nt
Organism: Bombyx mandarina (wild silkworm)
Lineage: Eukaryota; Metazoa; Arthropoda; Insecta; Lepidoptera; Bombycidae
Product: tectonic-1-like
Biological process (GO): cilium assembly
Cellular component (GO): ciliary transition zone
Source: RefSeq, a predicted model, not a curated record